Molecule: messenger RNA, 360 nt
Organism: Aplosporella prunicola CBS 121167
Lineage: Eukaryota; Fungi; Ascomycota; Dothideomycetes; Botryosphaeriales; Aplosporellaceae
Exons: 1
Coding region: 1-360 (119 amino acids)
Source: RefSeq, a predicted model, not a curated record
AUGUCCAUGAUUCUUGGUGAACUUAUGGUACUGGUGCUGCUUCUUCUAGGGUUUGCCAACAAGUUUCAGCCACAGACACCCAAGCAAGAAAACGAAAAAAUAGGAGAAGAAACAUUAGGCGGGGACGAUGAUCUGCCAGAAUAUCCGAUGCCCUUAGUCUCUACCUGCAGCGCCGCCAUUAGUGCAGCGUGCCACAGGCAUCCGGAGGACAAAGACGCACAUCUGCUCCCAGUAAAAUGGGGCUACGUUACCGAUAGGUCGGGAGACGGGUCUACGGAAGAAAAAGGGAGGUUCUGUUUUACUAGCGCGAGAGAUGUCAAAUAUCCUACAACUGUGGAGGGUAUUGUUUUUAAAGAGUAA